UUUGCUUUUGACUUAUUCAAUCAAACACACAUUUCGCGAUUUAGGUUAUGAAAUUAUAACUAAAAUAUUAAUUAAAUGUCUCCUAUUCGACGCAGCAAACCAUGUCAUCUGCCUUAGUCCGCCAGGCUCUUGAAUUCGUCGAUCCAGAGGAGAGUGGCAGCAAACGAACGAAACGUCGUAAAGGACAGUCGGCUCGUCCAGGGGCACCGGGUCAAGAUAACAGAGAACCUUACAAACGCAACAAGAAACCGCCACAGAAAGAUAAUAGUACAGAUAAAGUGGAAGAAAACAUUAAAAAGCUCCUAGCUCUGUCUACACCUUCUAUUGACAAAAAAGUUGCAGGAAAGGUAUUAGAGAGAGCAAUCAAGGGCAAGCCUCUCGUAGAAAAAAUUAAAGUCAAGGAAGACGACGGAAAAUCCAUUUUAUUCCCCGACUAAAACAACUCUAGAACUAAAUUAAAUUAAUGUAGCACUUAAUUAUACUAUAAUAUUAUAGUUGAGAACGCCUUAAUGUGUAUGCAUUUAUGGACAUUCCCGAUGCUGUGUUAGGGAAAUUGAUUCUGGGGUCAACGGUUACAGUAUUUACUGUACUUAUAGUUUGGAUUAACACAUACCCUUUUAUUGAUAAAGAUCUCGAAAUAUUUAGUCGUAUUCCAAACCCACAGUGGUUCUUGCUGUUCUGCGCCAUUUGGGGUUUCUUCUUCAUCGGGGGUCUAAUGUGCUUCACUUAUUACCACAUUAGACCAUAUUUGUGACUCAAAGAGUUUCAAACAAAAAUGUCGCACAAAAACGACUGGGUCAUUAUUGGUAUAUCAGGAGUCACUUGUGGCGGAAAGACUACUUUAGCCAAUAAAUUAACCGAAACGCUUACUCCUGUGUAUGUGUUCCAUCAAGAUAAAUAUUUUUACCCGGAUGAUAGCCCGAAACAUGUACGGUGUGAUGGUUUAGAUCAUAAUAACUAUGAUAUUUUGUCUUCGUUGGAUAUGGAUAGUAUGUAUAAAGACAUAAUUGAGACCUUAAAAGGAGAUGUAAAAGCUCAUCGCUCGAACGUUGAGCGAAGGCCGGGCCAGAUUGAGAUUAAAGGGAAAAAGCUGCUAAUUAUUGAAGGAUUCACUGUUCUUAAUUUCAAACCUAUUACGGAUCUGUGCGAUUUUAGGUACUACUUCAUAUUGGAGUACGGCGAAUGUGCGGGGCGUCGCUCGUAUCGAUUAUACGAUCCGCCCGAUGUGGCCGGAUACUUCGAUCUGUGUGUGUGGCCAGAGCAUCUGAGAUACAGGGCUGAUAUAGAGAAAGACGGCCGCGUAAUGUUAUUGGACGGCACUCAACACGACGCUCUAGAUGUCGUAUUGGCAGAUUUAUACAGAGCCGGCGCCACCAAAGUAUAAUUACACUACACUGUUAAUUCACAAAUACGGAACAAAUACAUUAUACUGCACUACAAAUACACUAUGUUACACUACAAAUACUCUAUAUUACACUAUAAAUACACGCUAGCUAUGGUCGAAAAAUAGAAAAGGGUGAAAAUGAAUAGAUACAUAAAAUAUUAAAAUAACUGUAAUACCUUUAAUGUAGCCUACUACUGCCUUCAUUGUACAAAUAAAUAAUCUGAUUCUGAUUCUGAAACAGUAAGAUACAUACUACAUUGACUUGUUAGGGUUUCGGACCUCAAAGGGCAGAUACGGAACUCUCAUGGAAUCACUCGGUUCUCUGUAUGUUAGUCGAUUUGCUCGGAACACUUGGGGAAUUUUGUGGAAAAAUAAAAAUGAAAUUUUGCUAUCCAUACUGUGUUAUAUAUCAAAAGGGCUCAAAGUAAAGGUUUCAAAUAUACGCUCUGACUGCAUUUUUUUACUCUGACGUCUCAUGACAUUAAAUGUGUGAAACUUUUGUCAAAUUUGACAUUUGUUGCACCUGGAGCGAAGGUUUGGAACGCAGCUCGAGUCUAUUGGAAUUUGUCAGUAUUUUUCUUGUGACUUUGACAGCUGUCAAUUUUUUGUUACGGGCCUUUCGCCUCGGGAUAAAUUGGCAUUUAUUGUAUAAAACGCUUAUCAACGAAAAGCUGUAGUUUUAUCUAACUAAAUUAUUGUCCAAACUUGAUAGCAGUCUCUCCUUUUCGUUCUAUAUAGAGGUCGAUAAAGAUAGGUAUAGGCUUACACCCAUAUUCUUAGUCGCGUCCUCAAAUGUUCCUCGACUCUAACUCAUUCGAGGGCUCCUUAAGGAGUUCCUCCAAAUAACCUCGAAAAUUAUAUUCUAGUAGGUAUCUUGAACAAACUUGAGAAUUCCUCCACUGAGAGUACAAACAAAGGUAUAAAGCAUAAAAUCAUAGACAUAUUAUAUGUGUAAAGUAAAAUAUCACACAACAAACAUAGGUAAAUACAUAAGAAUAUGGGUAUUAGAGAAUCAAGGCAGAAUCUGGUAUGGAAUGUGUGCAUCUCGGUAAUUUAUUAUAAUGUUUUGAUAUUAAAAUCCUAAUUUAACGCACAAAGGAAAACAAAUUAAAGUCGUUACUUUAAAUAAGUGAAGAGUUGUGCUUUGUAAGUACCUAUACAUACAUAUACACAGAUAUUAUUUGUAAGUUAAAGGUUUUCAUAGUUUAUUAGUAGAUUUGAAAAUUGUAAUAAAGGUACAGUUCCAAUAAUAACUUGACUUUACAAAUUCUCAAUUACUGAAAACCUGAUUUGUUGACUGUAUUCUGUACAGCGAAAUAUUAAAUUGGAUCGAAUAAAUAUGAAUGUUUUUAAUUAAUGAAGUUUGUUAUAAAAAUGCUUUAACUUGCAAACAUUUAGGCAUAUUUGUUAUCCCAUUGUGUUCAUGGCUGAUAUAAUAACAAGACUUCCUAUCAUACAGUCAGAAGGAAGGUUUUCUGAAAUGUCGGGCGCCAGGUGGCAGCACUAAGACGAAAAGUCUACUCAGCCGCCAUUAUGUCAUCGUAUAUUAUGUCUUCAUAGUCUAUGGAUCAAUAAAGUGCUCGUUCGAUUAAUUCGCGCCAAAAAUUCCAACGCCAACUAGUGUCGUAAAUUUUCAUAAACACCAACUAGUUUGUUAAUUUUGAUGGUCAAAAUUUGACUAUAAGUAUUACAUACUUUUAAUAUAUUACUUUGAUUAUAUGCCUAGAUAGAGCAAUCCAAAGAAAAAACGCAAAAAAUCAUGUGAAUGUCAGAUUGUGUGAUACAGUCCAUGCCAUGAUGUCGAUUGUGGCAUGAUUCUCUAAAAUUAACAUUAGUCUCUCCUUUUCAUUCUGUAUAGGAAAUGACAAGGAUACACUGUUGUCAAAUUUAAGUUUAAGUUUAGAGAAUGAUGCCAGAAUCGACACCAAUGUGUGCGUGUGUAGCGACAAGUAUAUCUACCAUAAUAGCAGAUAUUGUUUGUGCCGCCUACGUACAAUUAAUACGGUAUCUAGGUGAAUUUAAUUAAAAGUUACAUACCUAAUUAUGGUAUCAUUAUGUAUGAUACUUUCAAUUACAUUGUGAACGAAAAUCUCAACAUUUCACUUUAAUUUUCUCGAGUUGUUAGACUUCUUUCGCUGAAGUUUAAAUACCUACAUAAUAGAAUUUUAAGAACUUCCAAAAAAAAAAGUUUUGUGUGUUGGUCAUAACUAACGAAUUGGAAAUGCUAUGGAAUACAAACUGCGCUAAAAAGUGGGUCCACAGUUCCACACAAACUACGAUCAAGUGGGCGGAUAGUAAGUAUUAUACGCGAUUUCCGUUUAAAAUAAUUUUACCCAAUGAAUGGAUAGCCGAAUUCAUUUGCAGAUAUUUGAUUUGUCAGAUUAUUUUGUUUCAUAUUGUUUUUGUAGGUGUGCGUGUCGCGUUAGUAUUAUAGUAAACUAUAAUCUAAUAAUAACGCGAUCUAACUAAAGUUAGAUGAGUUUAGCGGCAUUUGUUAAAGAGUAAUGCUUCUAUAUCAUUUCUAAUUCGUUGGUCAUAACAUAAGGCACUUUGUGUGGUUUUAUAGUAGCCGUUGUAGCUAGGAGAAAUUCAAUAGUGUUUAAAUAUAUAUUAGAACUAAUUUGUUUAUAUAUUUUUAUAUAAUGCUAAAUUUUCAAGGUGGUUAAUGUACAGUCAAUGUCACAAAUAGUUCUUCUAAACUAUUAUUUUUAAUAUUUGAGAUUGUUAGAACUACUAGAACAUACUUUCGUUUAUAGAUUAUGGCAGUCUCUUAACAAACGUUUAUUUCCCACAAUUUUUGCAUAAAAAAUGUGAUAUUUUGAUCGAUUGAUUCGUAAAGAAAUGGUAUAAACUUAUGUUAAAUGAACUGUAAAACGAUGCUUAUGAUGUAUAUAAUACAUUAACUUUAAUGUGUUUAUCAUUUAAGUUUUUAAAUGCAUUUAAAAAGUAGGGUUUUUAUAACUUUUUGAUAACGAUCUUACGUUAUUUAUUGAUUGUUAUGGACUCCAUAAAAAUCCUUGGCUUUUUCGAUCACGUGAUUAUAGAUAAAAAACUAUUGUCUUUUUCGUGAGUUUUUAUUAUAAUUAUGAAUGUUUUUUCUUUAAAAAUAGUAAAAACCCCUGUCAAUAUUCAUUCUUAAUACAUUUUAUUUUAAAUACUGUCAAAUACCCUAUAGUUGACCCAUUUGUGUUGUUGACUGUACUGAAUAUAUCAUUUUAAGCAUCGAUACAAUGUUUAUUUUGUAUAAUAAAGCAUUUAAUUACUUAUAAUUUUUUAUUUCUUUCUUUGCAAGACGAUUAUAUACAGGGUGUCCCAAAAAGUAGUGUCAAGCGGUAGUCCCGAGAUAGAAC
Messenger RNA from Chilo suppressalis (striped riceborer), 4734 nucleotides. The record is from the annotation of a GenBank genome assembly. NCBI's taxonomy places the organism in Eukaryota, Metazoa, Arthropoda, Insecta, Lepidoptera, Crambidae.